Molecule: messenger RNA, 837 nt
Organism: Camellia sinensis
Lineage: Eukaryota; Viridiplantae; Streptophyta; Magnoliopsida; Ericales; Theaceae
Source: RefSeq, a predicted model, not a curated record
AUGGAGUCGGGAAACUUUGUUGUGAAAGAUGCCAAUGAUACGUCUGAGCAUUUUCUAUGGCAAAGUUUUGACUAUCCGUGCAAUACUCUUUUGCCAGGAAUGAAGCUUGGAAAGAACUUUGUAAAGGGCCUAGAGCGCCACCUCUCCUCCUGGAAGAGUAGCGAUGAUCCAACCCCAGGAAAUCUGAUGCACAACUCUAAACAAGGUCACACUGACAAAAGCCAAACGGAAGAUCUAGAGUUUCCAUUGUUCGACUUAGCUGUAAUAGUUAAUUCCACAAAUAACUUUUCAAUCAACAAUAAGCUUGGAGAGGGUGGUUUCAGAUCUGUUUACAAGGGUAUAUUGGAAGGAGGACAAGAAAUAGCUGUGAAGCGGUUAUCAAAGAAUUCUAGUCAAGGACUUGAUGAGUUCAAGAAUGAAGUUAUUUGUAUUGCCAAACUUCAGCACCGAAAUCUCGUGAAGCUUCUAGGAUGUUGCAUUCAAGGAGAAGAAACAAUUGGCUACAUGUCUUCAGAGUAUGCAAUAGAUGGGCUAUUUUCAAUAAAAUCAUAUGUAUUUAGCUUUGGCGUUUUGGUGCUAGAGAUUGUGAGUGGAAAGAAAAACAGAGGUUUUUAUCACCCAGGUCACAGCCUCAACCUCCUUCGCCAUGCAUGGAGACUCUAUGAAGAUGGCAAGUCAUUGGAAUUGAUUGAUGAGGCUCUAUGGGACUUGUGCUACCAAACUGAAAUGUUGCGAUCAAUCCACGUGGGUCUUUUAUGUGUGCACGACAGUCUAGAGGAUAGGCCAAGCAUGUCAUCUAUAGUUCUGAUGUUGUGCAGUGAAGCUGCAUUGCCUUGA